This is a messenger RNA of Hyaloperonospora brassicae, 663 nucleotides long. NCBI's taxonomy places the organism in Eukaryota, Oomycota, Peronosporomycetes, Peronosporales, Peronosporaceae. The record is from the annotation of a GenBank genome assembly.
AUGGCCAAGCAAGUGCUGAAGUACCACGACGUGCUGCUCUACGAGUCCGACGUGGCGCUCUUCGCAAGUCGCCAGUGGCUCAAUGACACCGCCAUCAACUUCUACCUGCAGUACCUGACGCACACGUGCGCUCCGAGCGACACGUUGCUCAUGGACCCGGCCGUUGUUUCGUGUCUGCUGCAUCAGUGCGAGGACGAAAACGAGUACUCUGACUUGGCCAGAGGUCUAGACCUCCAAUCCCGACGUGUUUGCAUUGUCCCCGUGACGGACAACGAAGCACUGGGUGGAGGCAGCAGUCACUGGUCGCUGCUGCUUUACCGCGACGGCAGUUUCCGUCACUUUGACUCGAGCUCUGGCCACAAUCAACACGCGGCUAGACGAGUAGCCAAAUCGUUUGAGCGGCUGUUGCAUGCGGCUGGCAGACAGGAUGGAGAUGGAGCUUCUGAUCGAGUAGAGGAGGUAGUAGACGCCCCUCAGCAGCAGAAUAGCUACGAUUGCGGUGUAUAUGUGCUGCUGCUAGCCGAGUUUUUCAGCCGCCAGCUGCAAAAUGAGACGAGUCCCUCUGCUUAUGCAACGCAGGACCGAGCGACGGACCUUCGUCGACAGAUGUCUGAGCUCAUCGAGCGACUUCAGAGUGCAGAGGGGUCGUGUUGGUUUGAUUGA